GAGAGCGCGAGAGAAAGAGGGCUUGCACGAGAGAGACUGCGAGAGAGGGAGAGCAAGCGAGAGAAAGUCAUUUGUAGACGUCGCACAGCUCAUUUGGAUUUUGGGGAGUAAACUGAACAACCAUGGUGAUAAAAGUCUUUAUAGCGUCUUCCUCCGGAUCGACUGCGAUUAAGAAGCAGCAGCAGGAUAUAAUGGGUUUCCUAACUGUCAACAAGAUUGACUUUGAGGAGUGUGACAUUGUCACUAGUGAAGACAACCGGAAGUGGAUGAGGGAGCAUGUACCUGAGGAUUUCAGACCCACAACAGGGGUCCCCCUGCCACCGCAGAUAUUUAAUGAAGAGCAUUACUGUGGGAACUAUGAGGCCUUCUUUGAUGCCCGUGAGGAACAUGCAGUGUAUGCAUUCCUGGGCCUCACCGCCCCUCCAGGAUCCAAGGAAGCAGAGGCCUUGACCAGACGGGAGCAACAGUAGCUGUAUUUUAGUUUGUUUGCUGACCACAGUGCCCUCUCCUGGCGUCCUCCAGGCGGCUCUACAACAGUAGCUGUAUUUUAUUUUGUUUGCUGACCACAGUGCCCUCUCCCGACGUCCUCCAGGCGGCUCUACAACAGCUCGCCAUUGCUCGUCUAGAACACAACUUCUGUUUUUCAUUUUGUUGCAAAAGGUAAUCAGACUGGCAUUGAAUUGACCAACCGAGCAUGGCCAAAUAUAAGGGCUUAGUGGUAACCUGUCUGUAAAAUGGUAACCUUUAUUUAAAGUGGUACUGUCUCAACAGUUCAAGAACGAUGCUGGGCACAACCCAGUAGUUAUUGUCAUUUUGAUAUCAAGGCAGAAUAAUUGGCCAAAUACUAGGCAUUUAGCAGAUGAUAUAGAAAUUCUUUGCAUAUAUGAAAAUAUUUCAUUUCUUUGAGAUAUUUUUCAUGUUUGAUAAUAAAAUAUUGUUACUUUACUACUCAGUCAAUCUUA
Molecule: messenger RNA, 962 nt
Organism: Esox lucius (northern pike)
Lineage: Eukaryota; Metazoa; Chordata; Actinopteri; Esociformes; Esocidae
Product: SH3 domain-binding glutamic acid-rich-like protein
Exons: 4
Coding region: 123-470 (115 amino acids)
Cellular component (GO): cytoplasm
Source: RefSeq, a predicted model, not a curated record